Cylicocyclus nassatus is the source of this 1592-nucleotide messenger RNA. NCBI's taxonomy places the organism in Eukaryota, Metazoa, Nematoda, Chromadorea, Rhabditida, Strongylidae. The record is from the annotation of a GenBank genome assembly.
AUGAAACGUCAUGAAGUAGAAGCUGUCAAAAAAGCAUACUGGAUUGAUGAGUUUCUGCAAUGGAAUCCGUCUAGCUAUGAAGGAGCAAGAGAAAUCUUUCUAUCUUCGUCAGACAUAUGGAUACCAGAAUUCUCGCUUUACUAUAGCUUGAACUUCAACGAUGUGGUAAAACUCCAAUCAAACAACGACGUUCGCGUAAAUCAUACCGGUCAUGUACGCUAUUAUAUUCCUUUUUCAUCUGAAAGUCUCUGUAAACUCGAUGUGAAGUUCUUCCCGUUCGAUACACAACAAUGCCAACUUCUCUUUGGUUCCUGGGCCCAUUCUAAUGAUUCCAUCAAAUAUUCUCUCUAUUCUCCUAAAUUAUCACUAAUAGAUUUCUAUGAUAAUCAAGAGUGGGAGUUGGAUACGGUCCGUAGUACCGUAAAGUCGGAUGGGUUUCUGUAUGACUAUUUGGAUCCUCCACUUUUCUGGGAGAUGAUCAUUAUCGACUUAGUUGUGGAGCGACAGAGUUUCUAUUACGUUUUCAAUCUUGUCAUCCCGAGUACGAUAAUCACCUUGGUAGCAGUAAUUGGUUUUCAUACGCCAAGCACCAGCGGCCGAAUGAGAGAUGCGAAAUUCCGUCUCGGUAUCAUGACACUGAUGAGUAUGUCCGUCAUUCUGUUGGCCAUUGUGGAAGACAUGCCAAAAUUCAGCAUGUCUACGAAUCGAAAAGGACGUGGAUCAUUUUCUGGGAUUCCCUUGAUAGGCUUGUACUAUUUUAUUCUCCUUGCGAUUAUUGGUCUUUCAACUGUCACCACUUCAAUGUUCGUGUUUUUGGAAAGAGAUGUUCGCAUCAAGCAUGAAGUUCCAUGGUAUCUGGAAUGGCUAGGAUUUGAUGUGCAUAGACGAAGAAUGUCAAGGGCUCACAGCAACUACCGUAGACAUGUACAGGAUCCACAAGCAGAGGACCAUCUUCUCUCAAACGGCCAUGUCCGUACUGGACUACAAGAUAAAGCAAGAGGCGUGGCCGUUUCGCUAUUGGCCCUCAUUCGUCGACCAAUCGUGAACAAUGUCUAUCAACUAGAUAAUUCAGCUCAACAACCGCCACAGGAAGAGACUCCACCACGUGAAAAUCUUCGCCGACGUCUCAGCAUCACCCAAUACGAUAACAUGGUGCUGUAUCAAUACUUCGAACAAGUCCUCGAAGACAUUAUCUCAUGCGUCGGAAGAAUCGAGAAGAGUGUGUUAGGGAUUCGAGAAGAAGUCGUGAACUUGAAGCCGUUGAAUGACCUUCAUAGCAAAUGGCAAACUGUAAUCCGACGACUUGAGAUAAUUUCUUUGGUCUUCUACGUUUCUGUUCUCUUCAUAACGAUGUAUCUGUUCUUCUACCAUGAAUGGUACUGCGCAGUGGGACACAACCCUUGUGGCCAAAUGAACUUGAAAUGUCCAUGGAUGCUCGCUACACCGGAUGACCCACAAUGCGAUCACAGCUCAGCUUAAAUUUAGCAAAUUCUGAGGGAUCGUAGAUCAAACAAUGAUUAGGCCAUAGUCCUAUAGAGUCAUUUUGCCAGUCAGCUAAUACGGGUUUUUAUUGUUUUUCCGCUGACUUACAG